AUUAAUAUGUUGUGCUAGUUUCAGUACCUGGUGGGCGAUAUUUCACCCUUUUUUGUGGGAUAUUAGUUCUGGGCCUGGCAACCCUGCGCGAGCACCUGUUCGCGCGAGUGUCCGUUACCCGCUGUGUGAAGUUUUGCUCUGUUAGCCUGUUAGCUUCUCGGUGUUUUACAGUAGAAAAUGAACGGUUUAAAGGCUGUAUUUCGCACAGCUAGGUUCGGAGCGGUCGAGUUUUGGGCUAAAGACGUGAUUAAAGCUCCCCUGCUCGGUCGGCCAGCUCUCCGGCGGGGGUCGGUGCGUGUGUGGAACCGCCGGAGGAGCUUCAGUAGCGGCUUCCCGCGGAGACUUUACCAAAGCAAAGACCGAGCAGCCUGCGGGGAUCUGCUACCGGCUCACAUUGCCAAAAGAAGUGAAGGCCUUUUCUCAGGACUGGAAGAUCUUCUCUUCUACACCAUCACGGAGGGAGAGGAGCGGGUCCCGAUUUCUCAAUUCAUUGCUGCCAUUAAAAGCACUGGGCUGCUAACUUCUGACCCUCGGCUUCGGGACUGCAUGGAGAAUCUUCGCCAAGCUGUCCAAGAAUCUGCCGGUGAAGCGAUGAUGGAUCGGGAGCUUUUCCGCAAAUGUGUGGGUGGAAACAUCGUUUUGCUGUCCCAGGCUUUUAGGAAGAAGUUCAUAAUUCCAGAGUUUGAAGGAUUUAUUGGCAUAAUAAACCAUAUGUAUGACAGAGCUAAACAGGAGGAAGAUGGACAAGUAGCAGACUACAUUCCUCACCUUGCCAAGUUUAGCCCUGAUCUAUGGGGGGUGUCAUUAUGCACAGUGGAUGGUCAGAGACACUCAGCAGGAGACACCAAGGUGCCAUUUUGCCUGCAGUCAUGUGUGAAGCCACUGGAGUAUGCUGUCGCUGUACAUGAGCAUGGAACUGAGCAUGUGCAUCGCUUUGUGGGAAAAGAGCCAAGUGGGCUGAAGUUCAACAUGCUGUCCCUCGAUGAAGAUGAUAAACCUCACAACCCAAUGGUGAAUGCUGGAGCAAUUGUCAUCAGCUCUCUUAUCAAGCCUGGGACCAACAAAGCAGAGAAGUUUGACUAUGUGAUGGACUUUGUGAAGAAAAUGGCAGGUCUGGAAUAUGUUGGGUUCAGUAAUGCCACUUUCCAAUCAGAGAAAGAGACAGGUGACAGAAACUAUGCAAUAGGCUACUACCUCAAAGAGAAAAAGUGUUUUCCUCACGGAGCGGAUAUGAUUGAUGCUCUAGACUUUUACUUUCAGCUUUGCUCCAUAGAGGUGACAUGUGAGUCGAGCAGUGUGAUGGCAGCGACACUUGCUAAUGGAGGUAUCUGCCCCAUCACUGGGGAGCGGGUUCUGAGUGCAGAGGCUGUGAGAAACACCCUGAGCCUCAUGCACUCCUGCGGAAUGUAUGACUACUCUGGACAAUUUGCUUUUCAUGUCGGAUUACCUGCAAAGUCAGGGGUGUCAGGGGCAGUGCUGUUAGUAGUGCCCAAUGUGAUGGGAGUUAUGUGUUGGUCACCACCCCUGGACAAGGUGGGGAACAGUAUGAGAGGCAUCUGGUUCUGUCAGGAGCUGGUGUCCUUGUUUAACUUCCAUAAUUAUGACAACCUGAGGCACUUUGUUAAGAAGCAGGAUCCACGUCGGCAGUCCGGCGAAGACAGGAACAAGUCAGUGGUCAACGUGAUGUUUGCAGCUCAUAGUGGAGAUGUUUCUGCCCUCAGGAGGUUUGCUCUGUCAUCAAUGAAUCUGGAUCAGAAGGACUAUGACUGUCGUACAGCACUUCAUGUGGCAGCUGCAGAAGGUCAUGUGGAUGUUGUGCGGUUUUUAACACAGGCUUGCAAAGUGAACCCUUUCGUGAAAGACAGAUGGGGCAACAUCCCUCUAGAUGAUGCGAGGCAGUUUGGCCGUACGAAUGUGGUGCAGGUCCUGCAGGAAUAUCAGCAGACCUACAGGAUACAAACCUCUCAGGAUGUGGCUGAAAACACCAAAGAAAACAAACACAGUUCUACUGAGAGUAUAGUAUGAGAGGCUGUUUGUGCCUCUGGAGCCUUAAAUGUCACUUCCUACCAAAUUACUCCUAUAUAAAAGCUCUGUUCAGAGUAUGGUAUAUACUGCAGCGGAUUGAAGUGCCUUCUGUUGUUUUCUUAGUUGAAAUGCAGCACUGUAAUUGACAUAUAUUCAAUCUUGUGUCUCUGUCACUGGUUUAAAAGCCAUGAAUAUAUUGUUAUGCAUUGCUUUAAUAAGGCAAGCAUUAUAGGCAGGAAUAUACAUUGGAAUGUCUCUGACCAGCUUUUUUUCCUGACCACAGCUAAUAAUUCACCUUGCUGCUUUUAUAUUUGACCUCUUUGCCCCAAUGAUUUGCUUUAAGCAGUGUUUGUACAAUAAGUGUCUUGUCCAAGUGAAUUUUGGACAGAAUUCACAAUGCUGGAAUUUGCUGUCACGCACUGUGUUUUAAAGCAAAUCUUGGUACGUGCAAAACAGGGAUUUUUUUGUUGUAAAAUACAGAUACAGUGGUAUGAAAAAAAGGUUGAGCACCCCUGAUAAUUUUCAUGAUUUUCCAUUAGGGCUGCUAUUUUCAAACAUCAUCAUCACAAUGUGUACAUGUGCGACAGUCAGAUUUCGGGACAUGCGAUGUCAACUAAGACAAUUAAAACAAACACGUCAUGUUGCAAUGUUCUGAUUCUUGACCCAAGAAGUAGGUACACAGCGUCCUGUGAACAGCGCUGUCUUUGUCUGCUGCUGAAAAGGGCGAGGGGGGGGGAGCGGGCGUAAACACAAAGCACAGUUUUGUGCAGAUAUUUCUAGUUACACCCGGAAUCACACUUUAAUCACAGAAGACUGCUUAUAUUUACCUUUUAGAAAGCCAUUUAAAUGCUUGAUUAUUGUUAUUUUGCCGUUUUUCUCGGGUUUUGAAUUUAAAUUUUGAGCUGACUCUAAAGCGCUGACUCUGUUCUCGGUUGGUCCGGAUCUCUGUCGUGAGACAGCGCGCAGGUGGGGGCAGGGCUUGCAUUGUUUAACAUCGUGAUAUAUAUCACCGAAAAAAAAAACAAUGCAAUGUCAAAUUUUUCCAGUAUCAUGCAGCCCCAUUUUCCAUUAUAAAUCAUUGGUUUGGAUCAGCAAUUUCAGUUAAAUAUAUAUAUUAGAAGAACACAGUGAUAUUUGAGAACUGAAAUUAGUUCAUAGGGUUAACAGAAAGUGUGCAAUAAUACUUUAAACAAUAUUAGGCAGGUGCAUAAAUUUGGGCACCCUUGUCGUUUUAUAGAUUUGAAUACUUAAUUAUCGUAACACAAAAUUUGUUUGGUAAGCUUAUUGGCUCUUGACCUACAUUCACACAGAUGAAUCCAAUUAUGAGAAAGUUUUUUCUCCUCUUUGCAUUUUCUCUAAAUAGUAGCAACAUGAGAGCCUCAAAACACAACUCUUAAAUGACCUGAAAACAAAGUGAGGAAAUGAAAGACCACGGGCACAGUUCUAGUUAAGGUCUGAAGUGGCAGACCAAGAAAAAUGAUCAUCUCAGUCCCCAGACUAUUAAAAAUCUGUGGGGAAAUUUGAAGUGGGCUGUCCAUGCUCAGAAAUCAUCAAACCUGACUGAACUGGAGAUGUUAUUUAAAGAAGAAUGGUCUAAAAGGCCUUCAAGCAAAGAAGCAGUAUUAGAGGGGUAUGCUCAACUGUUUAACGUGUUUCUUGGCAUUGAAGAAAGAUGGAUUCACUAAACUACACAUUCAUAUCAAUUUUAUGAAGAUGGACAGUAGUAACACUCUUAAAAUUAAGUAGCUGAUGGAUCUGAAGAUGUAUUUGAGGUAUUGGUAAAUUGGUAAAGAACUGUUACAUUGACAUUUUUACACAUUUAUAUACAGUGACAUGAAAAAGUAUUUGUGCCCUUAAAGAUUUCCUUUGUUUUUUUUUUUUUUUUUUAUCAAACAAACUUUAAUAUCAGACAAAUAUAACAUGAGUAAAUAUAAAAAUGAUAAAUUGUAUGAUAAUUUUAUUUAUUAAUGAAAAAAACUAUCCAAACCAAUCUAGCCCUGUAUGAAAAAGUGUUUGCCCUGCAAACAACUGCAAUCAGGUUUUAGUGAUAGCUGGCAAUGAUUCUUUCACAUCCUUGUGGAGGAAUUUUGUUGCUCUUCUUUAAAGAAUUGUUUUAAAGAGGACAUGAAACAUUUCAGUUUGAAAAAGUUUUCUAAGGGAUUAAAUAUAAUGGAAUUUAUUUGGGGGGAAUUGUUUAUAUAAAAUGUUUACACACUAAAUUAUAAUAUAUUUAUGUUUGUUAUGUUUGCGCUAGGGCGCCGCCAUGUUGCCCGUGCAGCACUGGUGACGUCACAAGGUUGGCUGGUGAAGAGCCCAGGUACAUAACUAGCAUAAAAGAGCUUGUUGUUUGUGGAGAUUAUGGAUGAAGACGAAGCUGAACUAGGUUAACGUGGAGCAUUUGCUCAGAGAUCUUUCCUGUAUAAACCUGAGCAGAACUUUUUAGACGCUUUUCUGAGAGCGAGACGUUUUGGAGGUGUCUAUUCUCUCUCUACUGUGAUGGAAGGUGUUUAUUGAAAUGAUUCAUAAUCAAUGACGUGUGAUGAUUCAUAAACAAUGACGACUAUUAAUGAUAUUACUUUUUGUUCUAUGCGAUGAUAAUGUGUACUGUGACCAUUCUACCCUCAGUGAGCUUUUUUGAAAUGCUGAGUAAGAGUUUUCUCUAUCUGGCUAUGUGUAUGUGUUAAGGAAUGCACGUCACAGUUGUUCUACAAAUUCUGGCGCCAGGGUCAUCUUCCUUUCUGCUUGCAAUGUUUUGAGAACCAGCCUGAUAUGCUCACUAAGGGAUUAUGUCAUAUCACAUGUCAGAAGAAGUUGACGUGUCACAAUGGUGGCACUGUGCCCAUAAUUGGGAAGUAAGGGAUGGGAGGAUCUAAAAGGUAUAAAGAGAGCUUGGCACCUCUUGCAAGGCAGGAGUUCACUCUGUAUUCAUUACGUGUGUCUUCUCAAUAAAUCUUGUUACUCAUUCUGAUCAAGA
Astyanax mexicanus (Mexican tetra) is the source of this 4999-nucleotide messenger RNA. RefSeq names its product glutaminase 2b (liver, mitochondrial) (gene gls2b). The record is from RefSeq and is a predicted model, not a curated record. The coding region runs from base 178 to 2025 and encodes 615 amino acids. Gene Ontology annotation, molecular function: glutaminase activity; protein binding. Gene Ontology annotation, biological process: L-glutamine catabolic process. The transcript is spliced from 18 exons. Lineage: Eukaryota; Metazoa; Chordata; Actinopteri; Characiformes; Acestrorhamphidae.